UGAAGUGCAGAGUUCCAGACGCGAUGGCAAGAACCAAGCAGACCGCUCGUAAAUCCACCGGUGGUAAAGCGCCGAGGAAGCAGCUCGCCACUAAGGCUGCCCGCAAGAGCGCCCCGGCUACUGGCGGUGUGAAGAAACCUCACCGUUACAGGCCAGGUACCGUGGCUCUGCGUGAAAUCCGCCGUUAUCAGAAGUCCACUGAGCUGCUCAUCCGCAAGCUGCCCUUCCAGCGCCUGGUUAGAGAGAUCGCUCAGGACUUUAAGACCGAUCUGCGCUUCCAGAGUUCUGCCGUCAUGGCUCUGCAGGAGGCCAGUGAGGCUUACCUGGUCGGCCUGUUCGAGGACACCAACCUGUGCGCCAUCCAUGCCAAGAGGGUGACCAUCAUGCCUAAGGACAUCCAGCUGGCCCGCCGUAUUCGCGGAGAGCGUGCUUAAACGAACCCACUCCAUCCA
This is a messenger RNA of Trichomycterus rosablanca, 452 nucleotides long. Its product is annotated as histone H3. Gene Ontology annotation, molecular function: protein heterodimerization activity; DNA binding; structural constituent of chromatin. The coding region runs from base 24 to 434 and encodes 136 amino acids. The transcript has a single exon. The record is from RefSeq and is a predicted model, not a curated record. NCBI's taxonomy places the organism in Eukaryota, Metazoa, Chordata, Actinopteri, Siluriformes, Trichomycteridae. Gene Ontology annotation, cellular component: nucleosome.